CUUCCCUAAGCCCUGAACCCUAACCCUGACUUUACCCCCUACCCUUACCCUCAUCUUGACCAUAACCCUUACCUAACUCUAAACUUAACCUUAACCCCUAACCGUUUUAAAUUUAAACUUAAAUUGGGUGACGUCAGAGUUCAGAGUCCUCACAAGGAUCCCGUUUAGACAUCUUAGUUUUUUAGUAUCUCCCUUUGAGUUUACGAGAUCUCCCCCCGAAUCCUGAGCGAGGCAGUCACCGAAACGAGAGGCGAUACCCUCCUGCACAACAUGGCUACAAUUGUAACCUCGACCAGAUUUACAGACGAAUAUCAGCUGUACGAGGAGCUCGGAAAAGGCGCCUUCUCCGUUGUCCGGCGAUGCGUUAAAAAGUCCAACGGCCAGGAAUUUGCUGCUAAAAUUAUCAACACGAAAAAACUCUCAGCAAGAGAUCAUCAAAAACUGGAACGAGAGGCCCGCAUCUGUCGCCUGCUCAAACAUCCCAACAUAGUACGACUACACGAAAGUAUCUCAGAGGAAGGCUUCCAUUACCUUGUCUUUGACCUUGUCACCGGUGGAGAGCUGUUUGAAGACAUUGUUGCCAGAGAGUAUUACAGUGAGGCCGAUGCCAGCCAGUGUAUCAAUCAGAUCCUGGAGAGUGUCCACCACAUGCACCAGCAUGACAUUGUGCACAGGGACCUCAAGCCAGAAAACCUGCUCCUGGCCAGUAAGCUGAAGGGAGCUGCAGUGAAGUUGGCUGACUUUGGGCUGGCCAUCGACGUGCAGGGAGACGAGCAAGCAUGGUUCGGUUUUGCAGGCACUCCAGGCUACCUCUCUCCAGAGGUCUUGAGGAAGGACCCCUACGGCAAGCCGGUGGAUAUCUGGGCCUGUGGUGUGGUCCUGUACAUUCUCCUGGUGGGCUACCCUCCCUUCUGGGAUGAAGAUCAGCACAAGCUCUAUCAGCAGAUCAAGGCUGGGGCCUACGAUUUCCCCUCCCCAGAGUGGGACACAGUGACCCCCGAAGCCAAGAACCUGAUCAACCAGAUGUUGACCAUCAACCCUGCCAAGAGGAUCACUGCUGACCAGGCUCUCAAGCACCCAUGGAUCUGCCAACGUUCCACAGUGGCUUCCAUGAUGCACCGCCAAGAGACUGUGGAGUGCCUGCGCAAGUUCAACGCCAGGAGAAAACUCAAGGGAGCCAUCCUCACCACCAUGCUGGUGACCAGAAACUUCUCAGUGGGCCGACAGCACACCAGCCCUGCGGCCACCACCAGCACAGCUGCUCUUGCUUCAGAAGCAUGCAAAAGUUUACUCAACAAGAAGUCGGAUGGUGGAGUGAAGCCGCAGACAAACAACAGUAAAAACAGUGUAGUGAGCAGUACCAGCAGCACCAAAGACAGCAGCAUAUCAUCUUCAGCACCAAUGGAACCACAGACCACUGUCGUGCACAACCCAGCUGACGGCACCAAGGGCUCUACAGAGAGCUGUAACAUCACAGAAGAGGAGGAUGUGAAAGGUAGGAAAGUGUCUGCGUGCGGGUCUAGCGUGGACAGUGCAAUGGUCAGCCAGUGCAGUGCCAGUGAGGAACAGACCCAGGCUCAGCCCCCUCACUGCCCACCCGCCUCUGCCCCACUGCAUGACGAUGCUAAACACACUUUUGCUAAUUGGAAAAGUUCAGGUCAUAGCUCCUGUCCUGACUUAGAGCAAGCUCUGCCUGCGCCACCCUCCGUGGCCCCAGGGGGCAGCAACGUGCAGCUGACUCGCAAACAGGAGAUCAUCAAGAUUACUGAGCAGUUGAUUGAGGCCAUCAACAACGGAGACUUCGAGGCUUACACGAGAAUCUGUGACCCCGGACUAACCUCGUUUGAACCUGAGGCUUUGGGAAACCUGGUGGAGGGCAUGGACUUCCACAAGUUCUACUUUGAGAACUUGUUGAGUAAGAACAGUAAGCCGGUCCACACCACCAUCCUGAACCCCCAUGUGCACCUGAUCGGGGAGGACGCGGCCUGCAUCGCCUACAUCCGCCUGACCCAGUACAUCGACAGCCAGGGGCGCCCGCGCUCCUGCCAGUCAGAGGAGACCCGCGUGUGGCACCGCCGCGAUGCCAAGUGGCUCAACGUGCAUUUCCACUGUUCAGGAGCGCCUGCCGCACCUCUCCAGUGAACCUUUAUCAGACACAGCUUUGCCUGAAUUCUGAAACCGAUUGGAGCAUUUUCUCAGUGGUCGGAUUGGCGCCAAGAGCCCUGCCAGAAGAGAACGCUUGGAAGUUUAAAAUCUAAGGGGAAAAUAUAACAAAAUAAAAUAUUUUAAAGCCGACCAACUGACAACACCACCACCACCAAUCCAGUCCAACCCUAGCUAUAUGUUGGGGGCCGGCUGUAGCUGAAGCCCUGCCCUCCGGACGGUGCAUGCUUCUGACGCCCACAGGGGGGCGCUGUCUUGUCCUUUUCCAUGGAUCCAUAUUUUUUUGCAGUUUUGAAAGGUGUUUAAAGUAUUAACAUAUGUAAAAUAAAUUAUCAAAAAACCUUCACAUUUAAUCAGCAGGUAUGGUAGUAAUGAUUAAAGAAAAUAAAUGUGAAUUUUCUAUAAAAAAAAAUAGAAAAAGGAGAACACCCUAAUUUUUGUGGUGGUUGUUUUUUUGUUUUGUUUGUUUCACAGUUAACAUAUCUAAUUAUUUCUGUUGUUGGAUGCAAACAAAUGCUAGAAGGGAACAUUUCUGAAAAACAAAAAGCUUGAUUCAAUCCGUAUCGCAGGUUCAGCGCUAUGGCGCGAUUGAAAUUUAAAGGUCAUUUUUAUGUUUGAGCUGACCGAUGCAGCGUUUGCUGUGAAUGCAGUCUCCACGAACGUGAGCACAUUGCCUCUAAAUUUCAAACGCGUUAUAGUGCUGAACUUCCGCGAUACGAAUUGAACCAAGCUCUAAAUGGUUACUUACAGUAAUAUCAACAUUUUAGACAUUGUUUUAAUGUAGAUGUUAUCUUUUUAUGGGUCGGGUGCAUUGCAGAAGGGACUCUGUUUUUUAGUAUUCUGAUGUGUUAUUGUGGACCUCUUCAUUUUUAUCCCCUGAAUGAUGCUGUAUUUGAAAGUAUUUUGUGUGUGAAGAUUUUUUUUAUGGGGACUUUAUUUAAUAUAGUAAUGUAUACAUUCAUAUUUAUAAGGAGAAAGACUUUACUUUCAGGGUUUGGAUGAGUGUGUGAGAGUGAAGAUGUGUUCUCAUGUCCCUAUAGCUCCCUUUUCAAGCUCGUUUGCGCUUUGAGAUCCCCAGUGUAUAUGCACACAUGCAUGCUCACACAAGGCCCAAAAUCCAGCUCACUGUGCUGUGCCCUUUGGCUAUGUAGACCAGCCAGCUCCUCCAGCAACAGGCCACAUUCUCCUGACCAGCACAACCUGAAGUUGCAGAACACUACUAUUGGUUCAGUGUGCCGAGUUUGCCUUCUUCCUUGGGCCACUAGAGGGCACAUGGCACAAUCAAGCCUACUGCUACUAUUCUGACGGAGACCCCAAACCACAAACUCUGAAAGCUCGUACACCUCUCCUUCCUAUUGUUUUCUACUCUGACUUUAACAUGUUUGAUAAAACAUUUUUGGGGGGGAAAUAUGGAAAAAUGUAAUAAAAUCUAAAAUGGCCGGUACUGUUUGGCACAAA
Oncorhynchus tshawytscha (Chinook salmon) is the source of this 3621-nucleotide messenger RNA. It is a transcript of the gene camk2g2, whose product is annotated as calcium/calmodulin-dependent protein kinase (CaM kinase) II gamma 2. The record is from RefSeq and is a predicted model, not a curated record. Gene Ontology annotation, molecular function: calmodulin binding; calcium/calmodulin-dependent protein kinase activity; ATP binding. Lineage: Eukaryota; Metazoa; Chordata; Actinopteri; Salmoniformes; Salmonidae. Bases 271 to 2142 code for a protein of 623 amino acids. Gene Ontology annotation, cellular component: neuron projection; cytoplasm. Gene Ontology annotation, biological process: protein phosphorylation. The transcript is spliced from 23 exons.